Molecule: messenger RNA, 2592 nt
Organism: Hypoxylon trugodes
Lineage: Eukaryota; Fungi; Ascomycota; Sordariomycetes; Xylariales; Hypoxylaceae
Product: DUF625-domain-containing protein
Exons: 6
Coding region: 1-2592 (863 amino acids)
Biological process (GO): DNA damage response; protein dephosphorylation
Cellular component (GO): protein phosphatase 4 complex; nucleoplasm
Molecular function (GO): protein phosphatase activator activity
Source: RefSeq, a predicted model, not a curated record
AUGGCGGCACAGCCUGUGCCUCAUCCGUCAGCGGACAAGAAACGAGUCAAGGUCUACGAGCUGCGCAACAAUGACUGGUUCGAUCGUGGUACCGGAUUCUGUACUGCCGCCUUCAGCGUUUCUGAAGAUGGCCAGCAGCGAGAUCCGCGAGUCCUUGUCGAAUCCGAAGACCAGCCUGACCGUCUAUUGCUCGAGACGAGAAUUUGCAAAGAAGAUGGCUUCCAUAAGCAACAAGAAACUUUGAUCGUUUGGACCGAGCCGACUAGUGGUGUGGACAUGGCUCUGAGCUUUCAAGAGGCGGAGGGUUGCGCAAUGAUAUGGAAGUUUAUCAAUGGUAUUCAGCAGCAGUACCAUUCUGUAAACGCGCCAGAUGAUAGUCUCUCCGACGACCUUGCUAUGGACAUGCCGAAUCCUAUCACCCUCCCACCAGCUUCUAUGGGCAAUCUUGCUGACAUAGAAUCGCAAAUGCGCGGCUUCAGUGGAACAGCUAACGGUCGCGAUGCCCUAACAAAAUAUGUCUUGAUGGAGAACUACAUCGGCAAGUUAAUCCCCCUAGUUGGUGACGCGGAGGACCUCGAAAGCCUUAACGAUUUACAUCGUCUCUGUAAUAUCAUGAAAAUCAUCAUUCUUCUCAACGAUACGAGCAUCAUAGAACAUGCUGUAUCAGACGAGUGUGUUAUUGGUGUUGUGGGCGCGUUGGAGUACGACCCGGAUUUCCCAAGCCAUAAGGCGAACCAUCGUCAAUGGUUAGAAGGUGAAGGUCGAUAUAAGGAGGUCGUACGCAUUGAGGAUCCUCAAAUAUUGAAGAAGAUCCAUCAAACCUAUCGGCUCCAAUAUUUAAAAGAUGUCGUGUUAGCACGCAUCCUAGACGACAACACAUUUUCCGUAUUGAACUCUUUAAUUUUCUUCAACCAGGUCGACAUCGUACAACACUUACAGUCAAACGGAAACUUCCUAGCCGAGCUGUUUGGCAUAUUCAAAAACUCCCAACCCGAACCGAAGCGUAAGAAAGAGGCGGUAUUGUUCAUACAACAGUGCUGCGCAAUCGCAAAGAAUCUCCAACCUCCAGCCCGCCAAACCCUAUACAACAACUUCCUCGCCCACGGUCUUCUUCAAGUCAUCAAUUUCGGCCUAAGACACAGUGAUGUGGCCGUGCGAGUUGGAGCUACCGACAUAUUGGUUUCUAUGAUCGACCACGACCCGCAUAUGAUUCGAGCGAUGAUAUAUCGACAGCUUCAUGAAAAACAACCGCCUUUGACAGACUCGCUUAUCGAUUUGCUUUUAGUCGAAGUGGACUUAGGUGUUAAGUCACAAAUAUCCGAUGCUUUGAAGGUACUCCUCGAUCAAGGCCCAACGCUGCAACAACAGCAGCAGCAACAGCAACAACAGGAGGCAUUCGCAAAGGCGAAUGGCGAAUAUGGUGUUAGAAACACAAGGAUACCGCCCAGUUCGGAUCCGCAGCAAGAUAACUUCCUGAAUCUUUUUUACGAAAGCUCAGCCGCCAAGCUCUUCCAACCCUUAAUUAACUUAGAGGGCCGAACUAAUAUGGAGUUCUCUGUCCAGCAGGCUUCUAUGUUCACUUACUUGAUAGAGAUCCUUUGCUUCUUCAUCCGACAACACCAACAUCGCAGUAAAUUCUUCGUCCUAAAUAACGAUAUUGUUUUGCGUAUCAGCCAGCUCCUAAAAUGCCCGGAGAAAUUUCUAAAACUUGUUGCUAUCCGAUUCCUGCGCCAAUUGAUCGGCUUACAAGACGAAUUCUACGUGAAGCACGUGUCAGAGAAGAAGGUUAUUGGGCCAAUUCUUGAUGUUCUCAUCGAAACUAUGCCGAAAGACAACCUGCUCAGUUCUGCAUGCUUAGAGUUCUUCGAGUUUAUUAGGAAGGAAAAUAUCAAGGAUCUAGUAAAGCACAUUGUCGAAAACCACCGAGACAAAAUACAGACUUUAGCCUAUCUGGAUCUCUUCAGGACCCUGAUUGUUCGCUACGAUCAAACCGGCGGCUUCAGCGCCAAUAUGGAUUACUACAUAGAGGUAGACGAGGAGUCGCGUAAGCGUAUAAACCCAAAGACCGGAGCGUUGAUGGAGCACCUUGCUAUGGAUCAAGCUGAGGAAGAAUAUUGGAACACGUCUGACGAUGAAGAAGAGCUGCAAGCAAAGCCUAGGCAUCGAGCAUCAUCAGUGAAUGGAGAGGCGUCAAAUAUCAAACCGCUGGUAGAUUAUGCUUCUGAUGAGGAGGGAGAUGAAAAUAUGGAAGCUGGGGCGAUCUCGGCUGACGAAGAUAGACAAGAUGAAGGACAAAGGAGAACAAAUGAAGCUCCUAGAGAUGUGGGCCCCCCACCAGAGCGCUUAUCCGAGAAGCGAAGACGGGAGGAAGACGAGGAAGACGACCUGAGCAAAAUGAUCCAACAUAAACGCCGAAAUAGCAGUUCAGCAAGCUCUAAUAGCUCAAGCGUCUCCAGCGUUCUCCGAAAAAAGAAAUCCGUUUCCAGUGCCCGAGAUGCUGGGGGUGGGCCAAGGAAAAUUGCCAUUAGUCUUUCUCCGGGCUUGAAGAGUGGUAAUGGGCAGAGUCACGGUCGAUCGGAUGAUGAAGCAUGA